This is a messenger RNA of Impatiens glandulifera, 1518 nucleotides long. Its product is annotated as protein trichome birefringence-like 1. The record is from RefSeq and is a predicted model, not a curated record. The transcript has 5 exons. Gene Ontology annotation, molecular function: O-acetyltransferase activity. Lineage: Eukaryota; Viridiplantae; Streptophyta; Magnoliopsida; Ericales; Balsaminaceae. Gene Ontology annotation, cellular component: Golgi apparatus. Bases 1 to 1518 code for a protein of 505 amino acids.
AUGGCGGAUGGUUCAAAGCAUGGUUCCACUAACGGAGGAGGAGGAGGAGGAGGCAAUCUAGUAAUAGAAAUCAAGCACGGUUUCUAUCUUUUAAGGGCGAAAAGAACUGCCGCCGCCUUCGCUUAUGGCUUCAUUUUUAUUUUCAUCGCCUUCACCGUUUUCCUAGGUUUCAAUCCAUCUACAAACUCAUCAUCGCCUUCGUCAUGGUUCGACGAUGAUAACUUCUCCGAUACAUAUUCUGAUGACGACGACUCGUAUAGAUCUCCCUAUUCCUCUAUUUUCUCUAAUUACUUUUCACCUAAUUCUUCUAAUUCCCAACAUGAACAAUAUUACCAUGAUAAUAACGAUAUUAUCACUAGAUCUGAUCAGAACAAUAGCAGAAUUCAGUCGCCGGAGCCGAUAAACCAGCCGGCAAAUAAGAAGAAGAAGAAGGUUAAUUCGGUACUGGAAUCGUUGUUGGGAUGUGAUAUGUUUGAUGGAGAGUGGGUUAAAGAUGAAUCAUAUCCUCUUUAUAAACCCGGUUCUUGUUCAUUGAUUGACGAACAAUUCAACUGUUUCUUAAACGGUCGGCCGGAUAAUGGUUACCAGAAACUCAAAUGGAAACCUAGAGGCUGCACUAUUCCGAGGUUAAAUGGUACACAUAUGUUGGAAUUGUUGAGAGGAAAAAGACUGGUUUAUGUUGGUGAUUCUCUGAAUAGAAAUAUGUGGGAAUCUCUUGUCUGCACACUUAGAAGCUCUAUAAAGAAUCAAAAGAAUGUGUAUGAAGCUUAUGGAAGAUAUCAAUUCAGAACUGAAGCAUCAUAUUCUUUUGUGUUCAAGGAUUAUAACUGCACGGUUGAGUUCUUUGUUGCGCCAUUUUUGGUACAAGAGUGGGAAUUUUCAGAGAAAAAUGGAUCGAAAAAGGAAACACUUAGACUUGACAUAAUUGGAAGAUCGGCUGAUGGGUAUAAGAGUGCGAAUAUCAUAGUUUUUAACACUGGGCAUUGGUGGACUCAUGACAAGACCUCAAAAGGGAAAGAUUACUAUCAAGAAGGAAGCCAUGUUUAUGGUGAAUUAAAUGUUCUUGAGGCAUUCAGGAAAGCUCUGACCACUUGGGGAAGAUGGGUUGAUGCAAACGUUGAUCCUAAAAAGACUCUUGUCUUUUUCAGAGGUUAUUCGGAGUCUCAUUUCAGCGGUGGACAGUGGAAUUCUGGGGGACAAUGCAACAAUGAAACGGAACCCAUAAAAGAGAAGAGUUAUCUAAGGGAAUACCCAGAAAAGAUGAUUACUCUUGAAAGGGUACUUCGAGGAAUGAAGUUCCCUGUAUCGUAUCUGAACAUAACGAAGCUGACUGAUUAUCGUAAAGACGCUCAUCCGUCGGUCUUCAGGAAGUUGAACUUAACCGAGGAAGAGAGAAAAUCGCCUUUGAUGGUCCAGGAUUGUAGCCAUUGGUGCCUUCCUGGUGUACCUGAUGCUUGGAAUGAGCUCCUCUAUGCACAACUUUUGAUCAGAAAUCACCUACAAAAACCACAUUCCUGA